AUGGAGGCAAUGGUCGACCGCGGGGACUUGAGCCUGGAUCCUAAGGAGAUCCCGGUUGAGCGGCGCGAGGGCAGCCUCACCAGCAAUACUAAAGAUGUGAAGGUACCCAAGGCCGAGGGCUCUACAUCAGCCAAUGCAGCGGUCUCAGACGCCAAAAGCUCUGCCAAGGCCAAGGAUAAGAAGAAGAAGAAGAACAAGUGUAAGAAAUUAACAUUGAGCAAGCGAAGUGUCAAGCACGGCAAAGCCAAGUCUAAGAAGGGUAAAAAGGCCGUUUUGGUCAGAGACACCUCAUCAGAAUCAAGUGACAGCGAAUCGGGUUCGGAUUCAGUCUCCUCAUCUUCCUCGUCGUCAAAUUCAGACUCGUCUGAAGAGGAUGAUUCGGAUGAGGGGGUUGGCAAGGAUGUCAGGUUGAAACCUGUCAUUAAAAAUGGGAAGAAAACCAAAAAGUUGUCAACGCCAUCGGCAAAAAAAGGAAAGAAGAGCAGGACUGCGGAAUCUCUGUCUGCCGAUUCUUCAGAUACGGAUGACGAUGCGUCCGACUCUGCAGUCGCUGACAAAACCAUUGGAGAUAGAGGCAAGAGCGGUAAGAAGCAAAGAGACCCUAGCUUGCAGCAACAAUUGCAACAGCUUCAGCGCCAGGUCCAGCAACUUGAGUCUCGCAACCAAGCUGCUGGUCUAAUCACCCAGGGUGGACCGCUCAACACGGCGGCCUAUAACGGUGUAGCUUUGGGCAACGGUGGCUACGUAGUACCUGGAUUCCAGACGACAGGGCAGUCCAACUGUGGUGGCUUCAACACUGGAGCUGUGAGCCUUGGCGGGAUUAACGGCACCAACUUCUCCCAAGAUGGCCGGCAGCGAGGCUUGGGAAACGCCAUCCCUCCCAUUCGGGGACAUCCUGGUCGUACUACAAUUCGACACCGCCGAAGUCACAGUAGCUUGGAACCCCCUCUGGAUGACGAUUAUGAUGAAGAUGACGAUGAGUAUGUCGACGAUCGGAGGCGUGAGGGAGGCAAGUCGAGGGCUUAUGUCAGAGAUGGAAGGCGUAGACCUCAAAGACUUGAAUUUAAGCGUGUCGACCAGGUCUGGGACUCGUCAAUCCAUAACUACAAGCUGCAGGACACAGCCGAGAACGUUACCAGCUCUCGUUACGAUGAGUAUCUGUUUCACGUGCGCCGCACAUUUGACUGGGAAGGCAAGUAUAAAGCGACAGUCAUCGAUAUCAAGAGCAAACAGCUUCGCGAAGCCCUACAGGAUGUCAUGGGCAAUAUCAAGGGAGUAAGCCUCGUGGAGGAGACGCCAAAACUUGAUCCUAACAUGCUGUUCCUAUACCUUGAGGAUCUUCGAGAACACAUGGUCAACUUGAAGGACCUGGUACCCCAUGCCAAGAGCAAGAAGGAACGCAAGAAGGUGCAGAAGUGGAUCAACGAGAAGCGUCGGCAUCUGCGUGUCCUCGUCAAGUACCUCGACAAGGACUAUGCCCAGGUCAAGAAGAGUCUCUAUCCACUUCUGGACAACGGCCUCAUCACUUUUGAUCUCUGCUGGGCUCUCUGGAAGCCUAACACCCUGGCAUACACAACGACUUACGGCUCCGCUGACGAGCCUCGAGUAUUCAAGGUGGAUGUAGCAGAGAAGCACUACAGCGUUCUGAAGGGCGAGUUCUAUUACAUCGAGGGAAAGUAUUUCGAGUAUGAUGGCAAACAGUUCGGUUAUGGCUCCAUGUCAGAGGAGAUGGGCGACUUCCGUGGCGCUCGCAAGAUCAGCAGCCUCGGCUGCUACCCACUGAAGUAUCACAAGAACGAAGACCAGCUGCGCGAGCAACUCAUCGAGCGGGGGAAGAAGUUUGUUAGCCUCGCCGGUGCACACUACAAGAGCCAUCAAGGUAUGGGCUACUACAAGAAGAAGAAGUCCAUCAUCAAGGUGAACAUCAACGGCCGCAUCAUGGUGGAUCCAAGCACACAUCGCCGGAACAACCCAAACUACCCGAUCUCCGUCGUUCGCCCCAAAGACCACGAUCUUAUCAGCGACCAGGAGGACAGUGAAGGCGAUGAAGGUGGCGCGUGCUUUGGAACUUCGUCAGAAGAGGCUGGCGACGGUGGCCACGCCCUCCUGGACGAUAACAACCGCGUUAAGUUCGUGACCAAAGUGAUCCGCGAUAAGAAGGGUCAAAUUCGCACAGUCCGCAUCCCCAAGGCGGAGCUCAGCGAAGACAGCAGCAAGGCGAAGCUCGACAAUGUUCUGUCCAAUAAAGAUAAGGAUGGCAGUGGGAAAGACUCGGACAAGACGGUCGCCGAAUCUGAGGAUGGAAAGCAUGAGAACCAAGAUGAGGAGGACAUCGACCCCCCUGAGUUCGCCGACGAAGAAUACCUGAUCGCAUCUCCCGUAGUCCUGGGUUUCGCGUUCGCCGAGAAGCUCUGGCUAGAGCUGUCAGUCUCCGGCGUCGGAGAAAUCUCGUGGAACGAGUCGGCGUACGACUCGCUGGUGCUAGAGCCGAAGACCAAGGACAUCGUCAAGGCUCUGGUCGAGUCACACAAGUAUCACGCCGCCGAGAGCAUCGACGACGUGAUUCAGGGCAAGGGGAAGGGCCUGGUGUUUGUGCUGCACGGCCCGCCCGGCACCGGGAAGACCCUUACGGCGGAGGGCAUCAGCGAACUGCUCAAGUGCCCGCUGUACAACGUGUCGGCGGGCGACCUGGGUACCGACUCACGAUUGCUCGAGGUCGAACUGCAAAAGGUGUUGGACAUCUGCCACGCGUGGGGUGCCAUCCUUCUGUUGGACGAGGCCGACGUGUUCCUGGAGAAGCGCAACAUGCACGACAUUCACCGCAAUGCGUUGGUCAGCAUCUUUCUGCGACAGCUUGAGUACUUCCAGGGCAUUUUAUUUCUGACCACAAAUCGCGUAGAGACCUUUGACGACGCCUUCCAGUCCCGAAUCCAUAUCGCGCUGCGCUACGACGAGCUGGACACCAAGGCCAAGAAGGCAAUCUUUAAGAUCUUCAUUGAUCGGGUGCGGGCACAGGUGAGCGAGGCGCAGAAACCCGCACCUUUGACGAAGAGCGACAUCAAUGGCAGCGGCAGCGGCCAAGUAGCGGCCAAGACACCAGACAGCAAGAAGGCGCUCGGCUGUGUUGACUUCACCGACGAGGACUACAAUACCUUAGCACGCCACACGCUCAACGGCAGACAGAUCAAGAACACUGUCCGAACGGCGCAGGCCUUGGCGGUGCAGAGGGGCGAGCCCCUGAGUAUGAAGCACAUCACGCAGUUCCUCGAUGUGCUACAGAGCUUCGAGAGGGACCUGAAGGGUGGUACUGGAUACCAGGAUGCCAUGAGGAGCUACUUCUAA
This is a messenger RNA of Neoarthrinium moseri, 3342 nucleotides long. RefSeq lists its product as uncharacterized. The transcript has 7 exons. Gene Ontology annotation, molecular function: ATP binding; ATP hydrolysis activity. The record is from RefSeq and is a predicted model, not a curated record. Lineage: Eukaryota; Fungi; Ascomycota; Sordariomycetes; Amphisphaeriales; Apiosporaceae. The coding region runs from base 1 to 3342 and encodes 1113 amino acids.